Molecule: messenger RNA, 1969 nt
Organism: Phragmites australis (common reed)
Lineage: Eukaryota; Viridiplantae; Streptophyta; Magnoliopsida; Poales; Poaceae
Product: amino acid permease 6-like
Exons: 6
Coding region: 96-1541 (481 amino acids)
Cellular component (GO): plasma membrane
Source: RefSeq, a predicted model, not a curated record
UCCUGCUGCUGCCUUCGCCACCACCACCAUCACCUUCUCAAUCUCUCUGUGUGCUGCCAGCCUGUGACUCCUCUGAUUCGAGAGCGCACAGAACAAUGGUGAUGGAGAGGCAGCAGCAGGGAAAGGCGGCGGCCUUCGACAUCGCGGAGGCCGGCUUCGGGAACCGGCCGGACCUCGACGACGACGGCCGCGAGAGGCGCACGGGGACGCUGGUGACGGCGAGCGCGCACAUCAUCACGGCGGUGAUCGGGUCCGGGGUGCUGUCGCUGGCGUGGGCGAUCGCGCAGCUGGGUUGGGUGUUCGGUCCCGUCGUCCUCGUCGCCUUCUCCGUCAUCACCUGGUUCUGCUCCAGCCUCCUCGCCGACUGCUACCGCUCGCCGGACCCCGUCCACGGCAAACGCAACUACACCUACGGCCAAGCAGUCAGGGCUUACCUCGGGGUGUCCAAGUACCGGCUGUGCUCCCUGGCGCAGUACGUCAACCUGGUUGGCGUGACGAUUGGCUACACCAUCACGACGGCCAUCAGCAUGGGGGCGAUCAAUAAGUCCAACUGCUUCCACCGCAACGGGCACGGCGCCCCCUGCGAGGCGUCCAACACCACCAGCAUGAUCAUCUUCGCCAGCAUCCAGAUCCUGCUCUCUCAGCUGCCCAACUUCCACAAGAUCUGGUGGCUCUCCAUCGUCGCCGCCGUCAUGUCCCUCGCCUACUCCUCCAUCGGACUCGGCCUCUCUAUCGCAAAAAUCGCAGGUGGGGUGCAUGCCAAGACGUCGCUGACAGGGGUGACUGUGGGGGUGGAUGUGUCCGCGAGUGAGAAGAUAUGGCGGACGUUCCAGUCCCUUGGAGACAUCGCCUUUGCGUACUCCUACUCCAAUGUCCUCAUAGAAAUUCAGGACACGCUGCGUUCGAGCCCGCCGGAGAACGUGGUGAUGAAGAAGGCGUCCUUCAUCGGCGUCUCCACGACGACGACGUUCUACAUGCUCUGCGGCGUGCUGGGGUACGCGGCGUUCGGCAACGACGCCCCGGGGAACUUCCUCACGGGCUUCGGCUUCUACGACCCCUUCUGGCUCAUCGACGUCGGCAACGUCUGCAUCGCCGUGCACCUCAUCGGGGCCUACCAGGUCUUCUGCCAGCCCAUCUACCAGUUCGUCGAGGGGUGGGCGCGGGACCGGUGGCCCGACAGCGCCUUCCUGCACGCCGAGCGCGUCGUGCGUGUUCCCAUCGUCGGCGACUUCCCCCUCAGCCCGUUCCGGCUGCUGUGGCGCACGACGUACGUGGUGCUCACGGCGCUGGUGGCCAUGAUCUUCCCGUUCUUCAACGACUUCCUCGGGCUCAUCGGCGCCGUCUCGUUCUGGCCGCUCACCGUCUACUUCCCCGUCCAGAUGUACAUGGCGCAGGCCAAGACGCGCCGGUUCUCGCCGACGUGGACGUGGAUGAACGUGCUCAGCUGCGCGUGCCUCGUGGUCUCCCUGCUCGCCGCCGCCGGAUCCGUCCAGGGGCUCAUCAAGGACCUCAAGGGCUACAAGCCGUUCAAGGUCUCAUAAGGAUUGCAAGAUCGAUCGAUGAAACAUUAGCUGCAGCAAUAUACUCUGAAACUUGCAUGUGCAUGCAUGCAUGCAUAGUAGUUAUACGUAGUCAUGGGAGGAUAUGAUGGGUCGUGUGGACUGUGACACAGGUUAAUUUCAGUGUUGUUAAUGUUAGUUAAACUAGCCUAAUUAGUAAUGGUUUGGACUUGAAAUUUCAAAUGAAUGUAAGUGUUACUAAGUGGAGUAGAACUCAGUUGACUGAAAAUAGUCAGCACCCAACGCUUAAGAAGAAGAGGAAGGGCACAGUCCUAGACCACUACUGUACUGCAGUUGAGUUUCAUCAGGUUGUGAGAAAGAGGUCACCGAUAGAGUCUCGUCAUACAUAUCUGUUGUUAUGCAUGCAUGCCAAUUGCCAAUGAAAGUUCUUCUAAUGUUCUAGUAUCUUA